GCGCUAAAUGCAUCUUACUAUCACCAACUACUCUCAAACGGCAGAUGGAGGCUAAAGUGAAGGAGGAGGUCCCAGACAAAGACUACACACAGCCAACCACCACUGAGAGGAGGAAAUCUACAACCACAAGCAAAGAGCACCGGUCUCCGGAGCAGGAGGAGACUCGCUCGUCCCCAACACCAGGACCGCCCAGCCCGCUCAACAAUGGCACUGCAGCAGCAUUGUCAUCAACGGAGUCACUCUCACCACCUCUAGCUGAGGGCUCGCGGUCCGGUCCAGCGCUGCAGCGCUUGAGGAAGUUCCUGUCAGCGCUGCAACAGUUCGCUACCGAUGUAGGAGCCGACACCGGCGAGAGAGUGCGCCUACUCAUUCACAACCUUGUUUCUGGCACGGUGAACAUCGAGGAGUUCCAGGCGGGAGUACAGGAGUGCACCAACUAUCCACUGCGGGCAUCCGUGCCGGGGUUCCUCAGGGCACUGUUGCCGCUCGCACAAAGGGACUUGCAUGCGAGGGCAAGGAGGGCCAAACAGACGCCACUACAGUACAUCAGAUCACACGAGCAUCUGAUCUUGGAGUCAGGAGGCGACAGCAGCGACAUCUUUGCUCAGCAUCCACCAGGCACUGCCGCGGAGACAGGCGUCAAACGACGAGCCAGUGACCCAUUCUACGACGCUCCCCAAACAAACGGUGCACACGAGGAGUACCCGCCGCAGGCCAAGCGCACGGCCUCCAGUCUGUUCCUGAACCCAUCACCGUUCCUCUACCCGUUGCCUAGCAACGCCAGCCUCUUCGACUAUGGACAUCCUUACCAUGCGUACCAUGGAAACCAGGAAGGUGGAUAUGAGAGGAGAGAUGGUGGUAUAACAGUCCGCGACGUAUCCUCAAUGAACGCACCAUUCGCGGAGCCCCGCGGGCUGGGCGCUGCGCCCUCAGGCCUCUUGAAGACGGACGACGAGUGGAAGAACAUCAAUACCAUGCUGAAUUGCAUCCUCAGCAUGGUGGAGAAGACCAAGAGAGCACUCGCUAUACUGCAGCAGAGAGGUGUGGAGCCAACAGAAAGCAAUGAUAUAAAGCGUGCAGCCAGCGAGAUCAUGGCGACUGCAGUCAGGCAGACUGAGGAGAGGGUGGCAGAGGUACGGAGACGAGCAGAGGAUGCUGUCAACCAGGUGAAACGCCAAGCGCUUCUGGAAUUGCAGCGUGCAGUGGGUGCAGCGGAGACGAAGGCUCUGGAACUGGUCGCAGCCGAGCGCGGCAAGGUGGAGCGACUAGGGGAGCGGCGACAUUCUCCGCCGCCUGGCAGGGAACUCAGCCCUAAUGCUAGCUCGCAGCAAAAUUGUUGCUGGAACUGCGGUCGCAAGGCUCAGGAGACAUGCUCCGGCUGCAACGCGGCGCGAUAUUGUGGUGCCUUCUGUCAGCACAAGGACUGGGAGAAUCAUCAUCAGGUGUGCAGCGGCCGCGACCAAAAACCGACCGGAUUACGAACGUCACCACCGACGACGCAGCCAUCGCUUCCCAAGCCACUGACUCGCGCGUCCACCCCCAUAGCAGCGCCCCCCAGCGCGGCCGCGGGGCUGGCGGCGGGCGCGGCGCUGCAGGCGGGCGGGGGGCUGCAGGCGGGCGGGGCGCUGGCGGAGGGCGGGCGCCUGCCGCUGACGUCGCUGGGCGCCGACCGCCUGCUGGCCACGCAGGAGCGGACAGACAGACUCACUCUCGCAUCUCUCUCGUCAGCGCAAGGACUCAUCGGGAUUGGAAAGAAAUGA
This is a messenger RNA of Spodoptera litura, 1760 nucleotides long. The record is from RefSeq and is a predicted model, not a curated record. Lineage: Eukaryota; Metazoa; Arthropoda; Insecta; Lepidoptera; Noctuidae.